AUGAUGACAAUCAAGCAAAGUCGCGUCACACAUCACAAAUCAGCUGAUGAAGAUAACAUAAACUCUGAAGAACAUGAAUGCUGUCGUAGUACUGCGACGGAAAAUCCAGCAGUGUAUCGAUUGGAGGAUUCUUCACCGCUGAUACAUAUAGUUCUUGCAGUGUGGUUUCCAUUUCUGCUCAUCCUUCAGCACACGACACUGCUGGCUCUUAGAGGUCGUUUGUGCAGAGCAUCAACAAGGAGACUAACGUCAGGAGAAUUUUAUGACGGACUUGACUGUAAUAAAGGAAAGGGGAAGGGAGAAGGCCGCGCGACAAGCCUGCUCUAA
This is a messenger RNA of Cylicocyclus nassatus, 327 nucleotides long. NCBI's taxonomy places the organism in Eukaryota, Metazoa, Nematoda, Chromadorea, Rhabditida, Strongylidae. The record is from the annotation of a GenBank genome assembly.